AAGAUUUUGGAGUUCGCUUAUUUAAUGCCCCGGAAGAAAGCAAAAACAAAAAAUCCUUGGCUGAAAAAAGAAGGGGGUUUCGGGGUAAAAGAAGAUUAUUAAACCGUCGGCACUGCCGGAGUGAAGAUUUAAAACAAUUUUUUGAAAAGGUUUUCGGAGAUAACUUUCUUCAAAAAUUUGAAAGUUUUGCUAAAAAGUCUACUAAUUUAUUAAAGUAUGAUGAAACUAAGUUUUUUAAUCCUUAUAUAACUAGGCAUCAAGCACUAAGCGGCAAGGUUGAAUUAGUCGAAUUGCUCUACAUCCUCCUCCAUAUCAGUAAAUACCGUGGUUAUAAGGAAUUUUAUCUUGACAAUAGUCUUGAAGAAAAAAAUGAAGAGAACAAAAAAAUCUAUGCGGCGGUUGGAGAGGUAAAAAAAAUUUUCCAAGAAAAUAAUUAUGGUUCAAUAGCAGAAAUGGUUAUUAAAAAUGAAAAAUUUCGUCAUUCCCAAAACAAAAAAUUACUUUCCGCCCACAACCAUAAUCCCAACAAAGUUUAUGAAAAUAAAGAAGAAGUAAAGAAAAAUCAUAAACAUUUUGUUUUUCCUCGUGAACUUUUGGUCGAAGAAAUGCAAAAAAUUUUGGAAAAACAAAGUGAAUAUUACCCCGAACUUAAAAAGAAAUUUUCCUAUACAUUACUAGAAAAUGGGAAAUCAGAAACGAAAGAUUUUUCAGCCCAAGAGAUUAUUAAAUUAAUAAUUUUUCGCCAAAGAGACUUUGAAGAUGAAGAAAAGGAAUUAGGGGGAAUAGAAAAAGAAAAAGAAAAAGGCGAAAAAAGAGAAACGUUGAGAAAACAACUCGAAACAUUUCUUAAUAAGUUAGUAGGAAAGGGGAAUUAUAGUUUUCCCAAAGGAAUCGAAUUUGAAACCGAUUUCUUGGAUUAUUUAAAAGAAAAUAGUAGUUUUUAUCCUGCCCUUAUAAAAAAUUGUUCUUCUCAAUUCUACUUAAACUACGAGGAUUAUAAAAAAACGAUUUUCUACCAAAUCGGUCGAAUAAUUUUCGAAAAAAUAACUCCUCAACGGAGAAAAAAUGAGUUAGAUAGUUUAAGCCAAAAAGUGUAUAGUUUAGAGGCUUUUGGGGAUUGCCUAGCCAAAUUAGAAAAAGUCUUAAAAUCAGGUAAAAAAGAAAGAAUAGAAAAAUUAAAAAUGCAAAUGAUAGAGUUUACUAAUUCUGAUAAUAUUUUCUAUGAAAGUAAAAAAGCUGAGGUUCAGUCAUUACUAUCAAGAUUAAACAAUUAUAAAAGAGAAAAAGAGUUAAAAGAAGUUAUAAUUAAAAAUACUGAUUCUGAAACUUCAAAAGUUUCCAACUGGUUGAGCGGGUUGGUGGUGGGUAUAGAUGCCCAGAACUUUUCAGAAGAGCAAUUAACAGUCACUUAUCUCCAAAAUUAUUUUGCUAGUCAAGAAGAGCAAUACAAAGAAAAGUUAUUGGCAGAAAUGCAAGAAAUUAUUGAAAAUUUUCCCUUAGUUAUCCAAUUAAGAGAAGAAAAUAACACUUUAAAAUCUUUUAUUGAAGGUUAUAAAUUAGGCAAAGAAUUUGUGAAACCUACUCAAAAAGGUCAGGAAUUUGAAGACUAUGUUCAUGAAAAACUCCAAGAAAUUUUUAGUGGCAGUGACAUUAUUGAGAAUAUUACUCAUAUGCGCACCUCAGCCGGAACUCGGGCAGAUGUUUUACAAACGGUUCGGAGUGGAAAUGAAUUCGAAAAAGUUAUUGGAAAAAUAGUUUAUGAAACCAAAAAAUUGAUUGAGGAAAUUCAAGAAGCAGAUGGAAUUAUCCGACAAAGGGUAUUAAGCCAUAUCUUCAAUAACUAUGACGAAAUUAUUCAAGUAACCGGAGGCAACUCCUUUCUCAACAUUAUUGUUGGGAGUGAUAAUGCCACUAAUAACAAAUUAACUCUUUCCGUACUAAAAGAAAAAGUAGAGGAACUGGAAAAAGAACUUCAAGCAAAAGGAAGCAAUAACCAAUCAUUGGAGAAAACUAAAUCUGAAUUGGAUGAAAAGGAAAAAGAAUUACUGAACUUAAACAAGCAUCCUGAAAAUGAUGCUCAUUUUUGUACUUGGUUGCGAGAUGCCAAACAACUAACGAGCAAAGAAAUAUUUAAUUAUGAUAUUGAGCAAUUAAAAAAAGAGUAUGUUGAGGAUAUACCUAGUCAGCAAACUGAAAAAGAUUAUGAAUUGAGAAGAGAACAAUUUAAAACAUAUUUGGGUUCUAUUCCCAGUAAUCCCCCUCCCCUUGACAUGACUUCCCAAUAUGGUGGUGCUUAUGAAUUUAAUAUUGAUACUGAAGAGUUAAAUUUAGAAAGUGAUGAAAAUGAGCAAACCGCUCAAGUACAAAUCUCUCCUAAAGAUGAAUGA
Molecule: messenger RNA, 2387 nt
Organism: Funneliformis geosporum
Lineage: Eukaryota; Fungi; Glomeromycota; Glomeromycetes; Glomerales; Glomeraceae
Source: the annotation of a GenBank genome assembly